Molecule: messenger RNA, 1491 nt
Organism: Podarcis muralis (Common wall lizard)
Lineage: Eukaryota; Metazoa; Chordata; Lepidosauria; Squamata; Lacertidae
Product: olfactory receptor 14C36-like
Biological process (GO): G protein-coupled receptor signaling pathway
Cellular component (GO): membrane
Molecular function (GO): G protein-coupled receptor activity; olfactory receptor activity
Source: RefSeq, a predicted model, not a curated record
GAGAAAGAGGGAGCUAAUCUUUAGCAAGGAAUAUACUUCCACUAUCACAUUCAUCUGCCUCUCUCAGUGCUUCUUUAAAUAACCUUUUCUUCUAACAUGCACCUGUGAAGCAAAAGGAGCUGUGAAUCCAACAGAGAAGAGACUGUGAUGGAUCUCUCAUACUGGCAUGAAAUGUGAGGAGACAGCUUCUAGGAGCCACAGGUUUCAAUUCCUGGCUUCUGAUGACUGGUAAUCUGUGCUACUGUACCUCUUGAGCGUGAGGGAGAAGUAAUGUCUAAUAUAACAAUAAUCAAUGAUUUCCUGCUUCUGGGUUUUUCUAACCAACGAGAGUUUCAACUUUUACAGUUUGCAAUCUUCUCAGCAAUGUAUCUGGUUAUACUUACAGGAAAUCUGAUUCUCAUAAUUCUAGUAGCCCUCAACACCAACCUUCAGACCCCAAUGUAUUUCUUCCUUGUCAAUUUAUCAAUAGGAGAACUUGGCUCCACCUCUGUCAUUAUUCCCAAAUCAAUGGCCAAUGCGCUCAUGAACUCAACACUGAUUUCAUAUUCUGAAUGCGUGACACAAAUGCUUUCCUUUGUUUUUUUCCUGUCAUCGGAUGUGUUCCUCCUUACGGUGAUGGCCUAUGACCGAUAUGUGGCCAUCUGCCACCCACUGCAUUAUGCGUCUGUGAUGAAGUGGGGAAGAUGCAUCCAACUGGCAGGCGGAUCGUGGAUGGCAGGUUUGCUUAAUGCUGCUGUGCAUACUGGCACUAUUUUUUCACUGCCCUUCUGUUCCAACGUUAUCAAUCAGUUCUUUUGUGAAAUCCCACACCUAAUGAAGAUCUCAUGCGCUGAUUCAUACCUCAACGAAAUUUGGACACUGCUCUUCAGUUGCGCAUUAGGUAUUGGCUGCUUUGUGUUCAUCGUCUUGACCUAUGUGCAGAUCUUCAGCACAGUGUUGAGCAUGCAGUCCAUGGCAAACAGGCAAAAAGCCUUCUCCACUUGCAUUCCCCACCUCAUUGUUCUCUCUGUCUUAGUUGGCACCAUUCUUUUUACUUAUCUCAUGCCAGCCUCCAUCUCGUCAUACAAGCUGGACCAGAUGCUUGCUGUGAUAUAUUCUGUGGUUCCUCCAAUGAUGAACCCAGUAAUCUACAGCAUGAGGAAUAAGGAUGUCAAAGCUGCCCUGGGGAAGCUGUUUUGCUGGAAGAUUUCAAGCAAGAACACCAUGCUUCCUUUUCACUGAUAACCCUGCUGCUUACUCGUGUUAAAUUAUGGAAUAAUUUAACAUAAAACUUAUAUCAUUUCCCACUUUAUUUUCACUGUAUUGCAUUUUAGCAUUGCAUAAUAUAUCGAAUUCAAAUUGUGAGUUAUUAUUAAUAUCACGGGGAAUGUAAAAUGUUUGUGUUGUAUGCACAGUAAGUCCUACUUAGAAGUGACACCUUAAAAGUAAUAAACAUAAAUUGGGGUAAUUGAUUUUAAUGCGUUACUCCAAAUAAAACUGAACUGAACACAA